Molecule: messenger RNA, 3738 nt
Organism: Owenia fusiformis
Lineage: Eukaryota; Metazoa; Annelida; Polychaeta; Sabellida; Oweniidae
Source: the annotation of a GenBank genome assembly
AUGCCAGAACUAAGCACCGGUCAUUUAUACAAUAACAUUGACUAUGAUCGAGAAACGAUAACUGACAAAACGCUCACUGAAAGUGAAUUUGAUGAUUACGGAUCAACACUGGUGGAUGGCACUGAUGAGGUUGUGUAUAGCAAUUUGGAGACCGGCUUGUAUGGAUUGAAAGGCACUGCUUACGCCACACAAGCUGCUUUACAAGACUUUGAUAGCAUUAGUUUGAUAGUAAAGUACAGCCAGACUAACGGGAAAAUAUAUUAUGAUGAGCGUGGGGCCUACAAUGACGACAGGAAUGAUUCCGAAAGCUCUGGAUCUUUUUACAGCGAUGAUGAAUCUGAUGGUUUGGAGCCAGUUUGGGCAGACAAAGUCGACAGCAAAGGAGAACUCUUCUAUUUAGAGGCCCCUCACCACAAUGACCCUGCCCCUUACCUCAAUAACAACAACCUGGCACAAUCAAACAAUCAUUUAACUGAAUCUGACAAACUGAAGAAAAAGACUGGUCUUGAUAAACUGAAAAAUCUGAUUGGGAAAAACAAAAUUGAAAAAGGUUCAGCAGAUGUACUUAACAAUCAAAUAUUUAAUAACAUUGGACCAACAGGAAAACCAAAUAAUUCUGUGAAAGAUGUUUUGGUUUAUGCUGACCCAUACAGAGAGAUAAGGGGAGUGUCACUAUGUGAGGCACUAUUUGGAAUUAUUCCCGGCCAAUUUGUGCUCCGUAGUUCCCACCCAGCUAGGCCAACUCCACAGUUGAAAAUCCUGGUUCAGGGCCUGGUUCCAGGAGGGGAGGCCAUGCGGUCUGGACAAAUUAAAAUAGGUGACUGGUUGAUGUAUGUUAAUGACCUUGAAGUAAACUGGCACAAUGUGGACAGCAUCCUCUCUGCAAUAACCAGCCCUAAACAGGUGAAGCUGACCCUGCAAAAAAGUAGUGCUGUAACUACAUCAACAGGGGAAAGACAGGGGGCACAGCUAGGACAGGGGGACAAUGAGAUGGUCAAACUUGUCAGCGGGGAGCAAACAGAAAUUGCCACAUGUUCUUCACCCCACCAGGUCAUGUAUCUCACCCUGGAGAGCAAUUCAGAGACUGCCAAAGACCAAGAUGAUUUGAUGUAUGUCUACCCCAGACAAACUGAUAGCAAGCUGGUAGAAAUAAGAGGAAUGUUCUUGACAAUCAGUCACAUGUUACCUGAUGUCACCAAAAAAGCAGCUAAAAAUUCAACAGUCAUGUGUAAUGAGGAACUGGUUCAUGUUGGCUAUGCACAGGAAGGGAAGGAAUUGCUGGUCAUAGCACUCCCAGCAGACAGGGUUGAUCUAUAUGAAAUGGAUCAAGUUAUAGCAAUAACCGUAAGAGCAAUGAGAGUCUUGUAUGGCUCCCUUUCAAGUGCCUUUGGUAAUAAAGAAAAUUCAGGACGCUUGGACCAUUACUUCUGCUUAUUAUUCCAUAAACUCUUAACCAAAUCUCAACAAAGCAGUAACCAAGGGAACAGUUCUAACCAACAUAGUAACAGUAACCAUAGCAAUAAUGUUCGGAUGCUGGAAUUAUUACCUUCAGUGCAAUUUGUCCCACUCGCGGAGGAACUUAAAGUUGAGGUGGAUAAUAUUCUCAGCGACUUUGAAUCAGCAGAUUUUGUGGAUAUGUCAGAUGAUUAUUAUGAUGUCAGGCGACUUUAUUCUAUUCUGGGAUCAUCUCUAUAUUACAAGGGUUGUCUAGUAAGUAGUCACCUACACAGUGUGGACUUAGAGGAUGUGGGUAUAUACCUACAGUGUUACUCCAUCCUAGAUAUCUCUUCCACCAAUAGUAUGGGACAACUGGUGCUAUGGAAGGAGGUCUUCCCAACUAGAAGGUGCCAUAAGCAGGUGGAUCCCCUACUACCAGGGUACACAGAGCCAGAGGGGAGAUGGUUUCUGUUGGUUGUUGGCCUGCAGAACUAUGUACUAGCCACUCUACUUGAGGCAGCUGGUUGUGCACAAAUCUGCGAAGGCCAGCCAAGUCCUGAUCCUUUCUUUGUUGACCAGGCCAGAGCCACAUUGCUUCAGAUGUUAUCCUCUAAUGUGCACAGUCAAUGUCAAGCCAGAAUCUCCAACCCUGCUGGACCGCACACAACAUCUGCAGACCAAAGCUUCCCUUGCAAGACAAGCAAGCAUGAAUCUCCACGCCCUAAAGGCUCCCCAAGGGUGGCUCAUACCCCUAGAGCACCCCAAACACAAAUACACCAUUCCCCUAGGGGUAUGCCAGGAUCUCAGUCCAUGCCAAUGCUCAAGAAACCAAGCCCCCUUCCUGAAAGACAUAAAAACAUAGUGCGUAGUAUGGUGUUCGAGGACCACUCAGAUCCAGAGACCCAGUCUACAGGGAGUAAUAUGUCCACCCCCACCAGUCACAGGAAACCAUCACAAACUUCUGAUGACUCUGGAGGCAGUGGUGGCAGUUCAGGCUUGUUUAAGAGUCAGAAAAAACAAAGAAAGAUGGCGCCAUAUGAUGUGUCAGGCUUAAAGCAGAGUUUAGAUUUUGCAGACAACUCACAAAAUGCCAAGUUGACAGUUGGGGACUGUAACCUGUUCCACUACCUAUGUCUAGACUGGUGUGAUGGUGUUUAUAUUUGCCCUGGACAGACAGAGAGAGGUCCAAACCACAAACAACUGCUUCGUAACUUUUAUGUGAAUGCAACCCGCAUACACAAUCUGUUUCAACAUUCCAUUAAUGCACAUAAUGGUGGUUCACAUGAUGAGUGUCUUGGUGGGGUGACAGAGCAAGGUGUAUUAUUUGAGUGUACACCUGACAACUGGCCGGCUAAUAAGAAACAACCACCUGUGCUACAAUACUGGAUUAUAGGACGUCUAUUCCUUGAGCCUCAAGUACGAGAAGUGUAUGUUUGCCACCAAGAUGGAGCUGCUCAGAACAUUGUAGAACUUGCCUUUAAACUAGGAUUUGGGACUUGCUCAUAACAAUACCUGGUCAGUGUAUCCCCUACUAAUGUGAAAAUAACAUGUUUGGGUUCAUGGAUGUAUUUGUUACAAAUUGCAUGAUGUUGUACAUUGGAAACAACAAAGAUGGUUAUAUUGAUAUUAGACUUGAUAACAUCAAAUAUCAAAUGAUUUCCACAGGGUAGAUGCUUUACCCCAGUGGACUUGCAGCCUGUGACCUGACAACCUGAUUAGACUGAUUCAAAGUAUUGUGAAAUGUACUUAAAUGAAAUGUACUUAUUGCAAUGUUAUGAAAUGUACUUUAUAAAAAUAUUUUGAAAUGUACUAAUUCAAAAUAUUUUAAAAUGCCCUUAUUCAAAAUAUUAUAAAAUGUUUUAUCACAAAGUAUUAUGAAAUGUACUAAUUUAAACUAUUAUGAAAUAUGUUGCCAUGAAUGUAAUAAUUCAAAAAAAUGUACAUUGCCCAUGAGUGCACCCAGAAAAAAGCUGAAAUCUGGCUGGAUUUUUUCAUUGUGACUUUUGCUCAGCUGUACCUCAAUCCUCAUUGAUGACUAAAGAAGAGACAUUGAACACAUCAUCCGUAUUAACUCACACUUAGGUAGCAAUACAAUAGAAUGAAAUGUGUUUUAUUUUUAAGAACGAACAGUUGUAACAAAGAAGAGUGAAUUAUUUUUCUACUGUUUUUUAAGAAUCCACACUUGGCACUUUAUCAAAAACCAGUGCGGCACAAAAGAGGAUUGAUAGUGUAUGAUAGUUUGCAAAGUUUCCAUUAUUUAAAAACAGUAUAAAAAUGUACAUGUACCCUUCUCUUGUUACU